Messenger RNA from Botrytis cinerea B05.10, 1385 nucleotides. RefSeq lists its product as hypothetical. The coding region runs from base 206 to 1303 and encodes 365 amino acids. Gene Ontology annotation, molecular function: protein binding. NCBI's taxonomy places the organism in Eukaryota, Fungi, Ascomycota, Leotiomycetes, Helotiales, Sclerotiniaceae. The record is from RefSeq and is a predicted model, not a curated record. The transcript is spliced from 2 exons.
GAUCUCUAUAAAACGACGAUGCUGUUCGGUUUCUCAUCGCAAGUGAAUGUCCAUCACAUCUGGUUGAACUUAUCAAGGAGUGUACGCUUCAAUCAUCUCAGGCCAAUUCCAAUCUCCUGACCUCCUUUGUGACUUGAAAAGAACUUGUCAAACUCAAGAUACAAAAACAGCAGUUCGGAUUGAUACUCAAGGAAUCGUAGAUAAUAUGUUUGUGGCAUAUGAUCCGGACGGUGAUGUAGUCCUACUUCUUACGCGGGUAAUAGAGCUGGGAGAUUCGGCAAAGACAAAAGCAGAAUCACGAGACUGCUCGGAGGAGAGCAAUUCGACGGAUGAACCAAGCGCUAGCAGCGAAGAUGUACAUAUGUUAGUCUCAUCCAAGCACCUGUGUCUUGCUUCUCCCGUAUUCAAAGCCAUGCUUCAACACAACAAUUUCAAAGAAGGUCGAGAACUAGCUUCUGCCGGCAAGAUUGAGAUUUCUUUGCCUGACGACGAACCUGAUGCUUUUUCCAUCUUGAUGUGCGUUAUUCAUGGCCGAACAAGGAAUGUUCCUCGUGAAAUCGAUUUAGAUCUCUUGUCGAGAAUUUCCACCCUUGUUGAUAAGUAUCAAUUACAUGAGGUAGUUGAGAUUAUGUCUGAUCGAUGGAUAUCUUUGCUUGAGGCCGAAUUACCGGAAGAAUUUACCGACGAUUUACUUCCAUGGCUUAGUAUAUCUUGGGUAUUUGAAAAGCCAAGUAUAUUUAAAGAAGUUACUCGGAUUGCAGAACGACAAAGUAAUGGUAAGAUUGGUGAAGAUAGAGAUGAUAUUCCAAUACCAAAUCUAGUUCUUGAUACAAUCCAAGAACGGAGAUUGACUGCAAUCACUGACGCCUACUCCACGGUCGAAACGAUACUCAACACGGGCAAACAUCAUUGCACCGCACCCCGCACAGAUUCCUUCGAAUGUAGUGGCAUGGUACUUGGGACGCUCCUCCAGAGCUCUACAAAGCUAGGCAUAUUUCCCGUUCCGGAUCUCACUGACACAGAUCUCACGUUUAACUAUGUCGUCAAUCAAAUCCGCAAAGUGGAAGUGAUUGCUCUUUGCGAUAAAAUAUCUCCAUUCAAAGGGUUUGAGUAUCAUCAUUGGUCUACCCAUGGUAUCAAACAAGCUAUCGAUACUACACUAGCAAAUAUUGAGAAGAGGCUAUCGGGAUUAGAUAUGGAAGAUUUUAAGAAGGGGAAGAGAGUACAGUCAGAGCUCAAGCUAUCAGCGAGGAUGAAAUCGAAUAAUUUGGACAUGACACAGUUGUCGCUUACGCCUUCUUGAUACCAUGAAUUUGAGGUUUUUUCUGGAAGGCGAUUCUACGAGCCAGAAGACUUACUUAAUUAUUCGCCCACUCUUUACCUCA